GCGGCUCCUCCUCCACCGUCCGCCGCCGGCCGGGAGCCAGGGCUGUGCCGCGCCGCCGCCCGAUCUGCGUGGGGAAGGCCAUCUGUGAAAAAGAAAAAAGAGAAAAAAAUGAAGUGCUUAUUCCUAGUAUUUCUCAUGAAUUUAUUAUCACAGUGUGCUGGGAAACCUUUAAGAAGAGAUGGCAGUUACCCGAAAUCAUUUGAAGACAUUAAAAAUGAGAUAGCUGGCUAUACUGAUAUUGCUAAGGCUAUUAUUGAUCUUGCUGUUCAUGGAAAGGCUCAGAACAGAUCCUAUGAAAGAUUAGCAGUUUUUGCUGAUACCAUAGGACCUAGACUCAGUGGCUCAAAAAACCUAGAUGCAGCCAUCAAAUAUAUGUUCAGUGCCCUGCAGAAAGAUGGGCUGGAAAAUGUGCAUCUGGAGCCUGUGAAAGUACCACACUGGGAAAGAGGAGAAGAGUUUGCAAUGAUGCUGGAACCAAGGAAUCAGAGCAUUGCUAUUUUGGGACUUGGGAACAGUGUUGCAACUCCUCCAGAAGGAAUCACGGCAGAAGUCAUAGUGGUAGCCUCUUUUGAUGAACUGCAUAAAAGAGCUCAGGAGGCCAAGGGGAAGAUUGUUGUCUACAAUGAACCUUUCAUCAGUUAUGGUGAAACUGUGCAAUACAGAGUACGGGGAGCAGUGGAAGCUGCUAAAGUUGGAGCAGUGGCAUCCCUCAUUAGAUCUAUUACUUCUUUUUCUAUUCACAGCCCACAUACAGGGGGGCAGAGUUACCAGCCUGAUGUACCCCAAAUCCCCACUGCUUGCAUCUCCGUGGAAGAUGCUGAAAUGAUGUCACGAAUGUCUUUCCGGGGCACUAAGAUUGUUGUGCACCUGAAGAUGGGAGCUAAGACCUAUCCAGACUCUCCAUCUUUUAACACCGUGGCAGAGAUAGUUGGAAGCAAGUACCCAGAACAGAUUGUAUUGGUCAGUGGACAUCUGGACAGCUGGGACGUUGGGCAGGGAGCUAUGGAUGACGGUGGUGGAGCAUUUAUAUCAUGGGAAGCAUUAUCACUCAUUAAGGAUCUGGGACUUCACCCAAAAAGGACUCUGCGCUUGGUGCUGUGGACAGGAGAAGAGCAAGGAGGAAUAGGUGCCAAACAAUAUUAUCAGUUGCACAAGGAAAAUAUCUCCAACUUUGAUAUCGUCAUGGAGUCUGAUGAGGGCACCUUCAAGCCAUCUGGACUGGGUUUUACUGGCAGUGCUAAAGCUCGGGAAAUCGUGAAAGAGAUCAUGACUCUGCUGCUGCCCAUCAAUGCUACAGAUGUUUACGACAAUGCAGAUGGAACAGACAUCGAUUACUGGAUGAGAGACGGGGUGCCCGGUGCCAGCUUGCAUAAUGACAUCAGUAAAUACUUCUGGUUUCAUCAUUCUCAAGGGGACAUGAUGACAGUUCAGGAUCCAAACCAGAUGAAUCUCUGUGCUGCUGUUUGGACUGUUGUCUCCUAUGUAAUUGCUGACAUGGAGGAGAUGUUGCCAAGGUAAUAAAACAGCAAGAAAGAAGAUUUCUGUUCUUCAAUAAAGAUUGUAAGUCCACUAAUGCAUGUGGACUACAACUAUGCUAAAUUCUGCUUUUAACCUUGAUUUUGUGCUUCAUUAUUGUAUCUGUUUUUCUCAAAGUACAUGCUUUUUUACAUAUACCUGUUUCUUUUUGCUGUUUUGAUCUCUUCCAUUUGUGAUUUUCAUUUAAAAUGUAUUCUUUUAAGUCCUUCUUAAAUUUCAAAUGGAGGUAGGAUACCUCUUUGACAAUGAUAUAAUAAACAUUUGUAUGCACAGUGAUCCCAUGCAGCAGGAAAAGUGCACCAAAUAAAUUUGUUUCAUCAGAAUAAUUAAUGUAUUGAGUUACUGUACAUGUUUACUUGUUUUGUUUCUGUCUUUCAUUCUGUACAUUGGAAUGAAGCACUAUUAACCAAUCAACCCUUUCUUUUUACUGUUUUAAGGUAAUACUGUAGUUUCUAGAAGUUUUCAGGUUAUAGGACAAAUUAAUCUUGUCUGUUUUAAUGGUAAUAUGUGGUAGAGUGGUCAAAUAGUAGUCAAAAUGCUAAAAUAAUUGGGCUUUUAAUGGUUUCAUUCAGCUCUGCUGUUAAAUGUUACUAAAGGUUCAUGUAAGACUCAGAUAAACCAGGACACAGAGGAUAGGAAGCCAACCAGAGGACUCUUAUUUCUCCCAUCUUUUUUUGGCCACGUGUGUCCUUUUCCGUCCCAUGGCAGACUCGCCAUAGUGACAAGUAGAGAAUUUCAUAUGGCACUUUUUCUCUGAAAUGCCAUGAUGUUUCAGAAACAGCAUCACAGCUGUGAUUUGUGACCUUCAGUACCUGCCAGCUGAUAUCCAACAAAGUGUAAGAGCAGAUUUUGGUUCAGAGUCCUGAAGCCCUUCCCAGCUGCCCCUCCCGUGUGGGGAUGGCCUUUCCGGCUGGAAGCUGGGUGGGAGGAUGCUCGUGCAUAUUCAUUUUGAUGAAGGAAUUCAUCUGGGAAUUUGAUUCUUAUAUACUUUGUUGGUUUAGGGGGGUUUGUUUGUUUGUUUGUUUGUUUUUUCCUACAGAGAUUAUGAAUAUUCAGGUGAGUUUUAGGUAUAUCUGUAGAGGAGAUAUAACUGGUCUUGGGGAAUAUUUUAAGAUGUAUGAUUUCUGCUCAUUUCUUUGUGACAUGAUCCUUACUUGUGCUUUUAAAUUUUACAACAAGCAGACUCACUGAUGUGAAUAACUGCUGCAAUAUAAUCAACACCAAACAACUAACGUAACAAACAAUGUGGUGUAUUAAACCAAAUGGCAGGCAGUCCCUGGUGCUGUUAAUCAGUUCUGCUGUUGAGCAAUAGCUGAGUGAUGAGCAAUUCAUUGCUAUAGAAUUCAUAAUCAUGAUAUCUGUUUACCACAAUAAUAGCUGUUUUCCAUCAAAUUUAUAAACUAUUUCAGUUUUCCUUCCAAAUAAUUUCAGGAGCAUAAAAGAUGGCUGGAGAUAUGCUGCUCUAUCUUUUUUAAAGAAACAAUAUUGAAAUAAAUAAAGUUAGCAAAGACUU
Molecule: messenger RNA, 3049 nt
Organism: Manacus vitellinus (golden-collared manakin)
Lineage: Eukaryota; Metazoa; Chordata; Aves; Passeriformes; Pipridae
Gene: CPQ
Product: carboxypeptidase Q
Exons: 8
Coding region: 109-1518 (469 amino acids)
Biological process (GO): thyroid hormone generation; peptide catabolic process; proteolysis
Molecular function (GO): metallodipeptidase activity
Source: RefSeq, a predicted model, not a curated record